Molecule: messenger RNA, 1459 nt
Organism: Hypoxylon trugodes
Lineage: Eukaryota; Fungi; Ascomycota; Sordariomycetes; Xylariales; Hypoxylaceae
Product: N-terminal nucleophile aminohydrolase
Exons: 2
Coding region: 189-980 (263 amino acids)
Cellular component (GO): proteasome core complex
Source: RefSeq, a predicted model, not a curated record
CAAGGCUGCAAGCUCGACGCGUGGUGAAUGGGAAACCUCAUUAAGCUUUCCAACUACAGCCAUUAGCCUUCCCUUAUCACAAUCAUCAUCAUCUAUCGCAACCUGAUUGUCUCCAUUCAACUCAAUAAAUACGAAAGUCGAUAAACACCCCAUUUUCUCCGAAUUGUACGACUACAAAUCCAACCAAGAUGGCCAUGUUCAGCCAAAACCCCGUCCUAAAUGGACCCAACUAUUCCUUUGCCGAAGUACCCAAAGAUGCCGUCGACGGUCUACGAGAACAUCGUUUCAACCCGUACACCGACAACGGUGGAUCGACCCUUGCCAUUGCCGGCGCCGACUUCGCCAUCAUGGCCGGCGACACCCGUCUAACAUCGGGCUACAGCAUUAACACACGAUUCGCGCCCAAGGUAUUCAAGAUCGGGGGUUCGAACUCGUCACAAGAUGAUGCCAACAUCCUACUUUCCGUUGUCGGAUUCGCGGCCGAUGGCGAAGCUCUAAAAGAACGCCUCGAUGCCAUCUGCAAGAUGUACCGCUACCGCCACGGCAAGCCCAUGUCUGUCAACGCUUGUGCCAAGCGCCUUUCCACCAUUAUGUACCAGAAGCGCUUCUUCCCAUACUAUGUUUACGCUAUUUUGGGUGGUCUUGAUGAGGAGGGCAAGGGUGCUGUUUACAGCUACGAUCCCGUGGGCAGCUACGAACGUGAGCAGUGCCGAGCAGGUGGUGCUGCGGGUAGUUUGAUCAUGCCAUUCCUCGACAACCAGGUCAACUUCAAGAACCAAUACAUUCCCGGAAGCGGCACCGGACACGAGCUACAAGAGCGGGAGCGUGUACCCCUACCAAGAAACGAAGUGGAGGUAUUGGUCAAGGAUGCGUUUGACUCGGCAGUCGAGCGACAUAUCGAAGUUGGUGAUGCGUUGCAGAUGUUGACAAUUACCAAGGACGGUAUUGAGGAGAAGAUUCUCCCAUUGAAGAAAGAUUAAGCGAAUUCCAGAGCUCCGAUUCCAGGCGGCUGUGUACUAUACCUAUCAUAGGCAAUGGAGUUUUCUGGGGUCUAAAUACAUCAUGAUUGAUUGAUCAAGUAUUGAUGCAAGUCGUCGUUGCUUAGAAUCGACGUAUAGGAGACGAAAUUAUCAAAUUCCAAUGACAUAAAAGUGUUGUUAGCCAUUAUCUCAGGCAACUUAGCGUGAUACCUCUACUCACUAUAACUUCAAAUAAUUCCUUGCGUAUUGAGAUUCCUCCCAUUUAAGGCUCACAUGUUCCAAUUUCAGCCAUAACUUCUCUCUCGAGGGUCCUCCGGCUCAUGAACUUCCACGGCCGUGGUCUACGGAUGUAUGUACUUCCCUGUUCCUCGUUCUGUCAUGUUACACGUCCUCACCUUCCACAGCAUUAGGAGAUAAUGACCAGUUUCUCUACAUCACAACUCAUAUUUUAUAAAUCACAAAUCCAAGCAAUAUUCAUA